Salvelinus sp. IW2-2015 is the source of this 2334-nucleotide messenger RNA. RefSeq names its product interleukin-6 receptor subunit beta-like. Gene Ontology annotation, molecular function: protein binding. The record is from RefSeq and is a predicted model, not a curated record. Lineage: Eukaryota; Metazoa; Chordata; Actinopteri; Salmoniformes; Salmonidae.
AUGUUCCUGGAACUGUCACACGUCUUCACACUGUAUAUUCAGAGCUCUGUUGUGUGACACUCCGAGGACACCGUUAGUGACAGCAGACCCGUUUCUAAUGAGGCAUGUUAAGAUUUGUUUACACAGGCAAGACAAGCUGUUUAGGACCCAUAUUUUAGGCCAAUACGAGGCUUCAGAUAGUCAGCCAUGUCGUAAUCUGGACUCGGGGUGCUGGAGGCAUAGGAAUUCAUCGUAACUCGAGGAUGGACGACAGGAGUCUAGCACUUGUGGCUCUUUACAUUGGACUAAAUAUUUGCACUGCCACAGAAUUCUCCCUCAGCCCUAGCCAGCCUCAGUGUGUCUUUAUUGCCUACUCCAACGUGACCUGCUACUGGACACCUGGACAAGGCUCUCCCUCAGACACGCGCUUCACACUGCAGGUCAACAUAACCGGAUGCGAUGACCCUGUGAUCCAUCAGUCCCAACUGUGUCAGACUAUUACCCAGACCCACUGCUCUGUUAACGUGACCUAUCUGAGCCGCUGCUACUGCAUCAGGGUCCUGGCCGACAGCCCUCACACAACAGCAAGCUCACCCAGCCUCUGCCUCAAUGCCAUAGACGCAGUGAAGCUGCCCACCCCUGUCCUCUCCAAUGUGUCAGCAGUGAGAGGCAAACCCAGAUGCCUGAAGCUGCAGUGGACUACCAAUACCAGCUUCCCGGUGACCAGAAAACAUAUCUCGAAUGGUGCUCUGCUCUUCCAGGUGCAGUACAGCACAGAGGAGCAGCCUGAGCCCAAGACAGUGAAGGUGGACCUGAGACCUGAGAGAGAGCAGGGUCUCUUCUCUGCCUCCACGUGUCUCUUCUCCGCCUCCACUCUAUAUACACUGAUGAUGCGUUACCGAUACAAUAGUACCCUCAGCCACUGGAGCGACUGGAGCCCAACACAACAGCAGUGUACAGAGGUGGCAGCACCCUCUACUGUCCCUCAGCUAUGGAGGACCGUUCAGCCUGUAGGUGGAGCAGACAUGAGACGAGUGACUCUGCUGUGGAAGUCCCCACCCAGGAGUCAAGUGAAAUGCUCAGUCCCAUGGUUUAACAUAUCCUGCUGUACUGAGGGUUCCCAGAAUGCACUGCAUACAUGGGACUGCAAUGGCCUGAGUGUGUCCGACACUUCCUGUCAUCUGACCCUUCCCCCUGAGCGCUGCUCCUGCACACUGAGCAUGUCCAACCCUGCCGGCAUCUCUCCUCCAGCUACCAUCACAAUCCCCAGCACCACGGACACAGCACCCAAGGCUCUGGUGGAUGUCAGUGUCACAGCAUUGGAUGAUUCCAGACUGGAGGUACGAUGGACAGCUCUAGAGUCCCCAUCACUAAGCAGCUUCCUGGUGGAGUGGUGGGCUUUAUCUGAGACAGCUAGCUAUACUCCAUACUGGCAAAGACUGAGCCACAAUGCAAGCAAAAUUAUAAUCACAGAGGGCGUGUGGCCGAAACAGUGCUACAAAGUGACUGUGAGCCCUGAGUAUGAUGCAGAGACUGGGGAGGAGCUGUCAGUAGAAGCCUACACCAGGCAAGAAGCCCCCUCUGCUGGCCCCAAGCCAGUGGUGCAGGAGCUGAGCAGCAGUGCUGUUGUCCUGCAGUGGGAGCCUGUUCCUCUGGAGCAGAGGCAUGGCUUCAUCCGCUACUACACCCUCUACAUCCAGAGUGAAGAAGAAACUCCAGAGGUUGUAGUGGUGCCAGGAGACAGCCUGAAGUACCAGUUGAGUGGUUUGUCUGGACUGUACAGGAUCCACAUGGUGGCUCACACUGAUGCAGGAGGGAGUCCUCCUGGUCCAAUGCUUGAUGUGGUUGUAGGGGGCGUUGUUUUGGUGGACACCAUCCUGUGGUGUUCCAUUCCUACUGUGCUCACCGUCCUGAUACUGCUGAACUGCCUACAGUGGAGACAGAGGAUAAAGCAGAAUCUCUGGCCUACAGUCCCUGACCCUGCACAUAGUAGCCUGUCCACCUGGAACACAGAGACUAAAUACACCACAGUCGUUGUCACUGGGGGGAAUCUCAGAGGAGAGAACACCAUUUCAAAUAAAGCCCCAGUGUCCCCACUCCCCCAGCAGGGGGCAGAAACCUAUUGAUGUUGAUUGUACGUGGUAAUAUGAUUUCUUAGGACGUCUGAACCCUGUUCUUUGUUUUUCUGUUAUAUGUUCUGAAUUUGUUUAUGUUAUAACACACUGUGAGGUUUUCAUUGGCAUCUGUACAGUACUUUGAAUAUUGUUUUUAUCCAAUCAAGUUUCAUUGUGACCUGGCAAGUCAAAAUAAGGCCACUUUGCAAAGUAAUUCAAGUAAUAUAUGUUUCAUCUGUUC